AUGGUAGUGGCAUACCUCAGAAAAGCAGCCUCCUGGCUCGCUCCACCGCCCAAACAAUCCGAAGACGGGCGCGACCAAUGGCCCUCGCGCGCAGCGUUCCUCCUCGCCGCAAUGGGCGGGUGCGCGGGCCAGGGGAAUCUAAUCCGGUACCCGUCAGUGGUCUACAACAACUACGGGCUCCAAUGGUUCAUCCCGUACUUCCUGGCCGUCUUCUUCGUCGCGAUUCCGGCGCUCAUCCUCGAAAUCAGUAUCGGGCAGGCAUAUCGCGGGGGGACGGUGAUUGCGUUCAACAACAUCAAUCGAAGGCUCAAGGGCGUGGGCAUGGGUCCGAUCUUGGUGUCUUUCAUUGUGACGCAGUACUUCACGGUGAAUCUGGCGUGGAUCAUGAAUUAUUUCCGGAAUAGCUUUCGGAGUCCGUUGCCGUGGGAGAAUCGCAUCGAUGAGUUUUAUAUGGGCGAUGUCAUUCAUAAUGUUGAUCCCGUUGUUGGGGAGUUGAGUUCUGAUGGUAAGCGUGUCCUCUCGUACACGGAGUACCCUGGUGUCUCGCUCCUCGGUGAAACGGUGGGCUGGAGCGCAUUCAUCUGGUUCCUCAUCUGGAUUUCUAUAUUCCGGGGUGUUGGAUUGACAGGGCGGGUCGUAUACUGGACAAUGGGCCUCCCGAUCGUAACAACAAUAAUCUUCGUCGGGCGCUCUCUAUCCCUCGACAACGCCUCCGAAGGCGUAAGAUUACUCUGGGCAACCUGGCGCGGCGGGCAACUCGCCUCGGGCACAGUCUGGCAAACGGCCGUGGGACAGGUCUUCUUCAGCACGGGCAUCGGGUUCGGCUAUUUCACGUCGUACGCAUCCUACAACGCGAAACACAGCAACGCCGUCAUGGACGCCCUGCUCAUCUGCGGGAGCAACGUGCUCUUCGAGAACUUCGCUGCCUUCGCGGUCUUCGGCGUCGUCGGGUAUCUUCGCCGGUGGCCGGAGGACGGCGAGCGACUGGGCGCAUUCGUCGUUGGGUUCCUGACCCUCCCCGAGGCGGUCCUGCAUAUGCCUGGCGCGAACUUCUGGGCUGUCCUGCUGUUCUUCACGCUCGUUGUGCUGGGGUUUAGUUCGGCGUUUGUGAUGCUUGAUGCGGUUGCGACGCUCGUUGUGGAUAGUGGGCUGAAGGUAUCGAGGCCGGUUAUUGUCACUGUGCUCACCCUCGUCUCGUUCCUGAUGUGUCUGCCGUACUGCACGGAGUUCGGGUUCUAUCUGCUCGACGGAAUCGAUAGGUGGAUUAACAACAUCUGUCUCAUUUUCGUGGUCUGGUCGGAGGUUGUCAGCGCGAGUACCGUCUACCGCUGGCAAGACGUGGUCGAUCAAACCGGCCUCCCUGCAUUCGCGACCUACAACUUCGCGUACUUCGGCGGACAAAUCAUCGGUGUCUCUGUGGCGCAUGGGACCGAGAACCCGGGUAUCGGCGCCGGUGCAGGCUUCGGCGUCUACGUCGUCUUCGCCAUCAUCUCAGCCCUGAUUGCCAACAAGCCAAGUAUCCCAGCCCCGAGAUUCUGGGGACGGAAUGUCUUCCUGAGCAAGUUCUGGUACCUCGCUGCGUACUCUGGCAACCAAAUCCGCCGCGACCUCAAUGCCAUAAUCGGCGGCGAAAAGAACUGGAAGAUCCCCUCCUUCUGGCCCGUGCUGCUCCGAUACGUGUGCGCCCCCGUGCUCGCUAUAAUCUUCAGCUUCGCGUACCCCGAGUUCCACACAUUGCGGUACGACCCGCUUAUGAUUACGGGGUUUAUUCUCGCGCAUAUUGUGCUGCUGGUUAUUCUGAUGGGAUUUGUGCUGCCGCGGUACUAUGAUGUUUUCAUUCCGCCGGGACGGAUUGAUGAGGGAGAGAGGGUCCGGGCGGAGUUGGUUGGUGAGCAGGUUGUUCCGAGGAAUGGGAAUGGGGUGCUUAGCGAAGAGGAUGGGAUGGUUGGGAGGGCGGAGGGGGAGUUUGUGAAGGAGUGA
This is a messenger RNA of Aspergillus mulundensis, 1980 nucleotides long. Its product is annotated as sodium:neurotransmitter symporter family protein. Gene Ontology annotation, biological process: sodium ion transmembrane transport. The record is from RefSeq and is a predicted model, not a curated record. Gene Ontology annotation, cellular component: membrane. The coding region runs from base 1 to 1980 and encodes 659 amino acids. The transcript is spliced from 2 exons. NCBI's taxonomy places the organism in Eukaryota, Fungi, Ascomycota, Eurotiomycetes, Eurotiales, Aspergillaceae.